Molecule: messenger RNA, 1302 nt
Organism: Cladocopium goreaui
Lineage: Eukaryota; Dinophyceae; Suessiales; Symbiodiniaceae
Source: the annotation of a GenBank genome assembly
AUGUCCCGGCGACAUCGCGUUGUGGUCAUCGGCGGGGGCUUUGGCGGUCUGCAUGUCGUUCGCGGGCUGCGGAAAGCACCGGUCGACAUCACGUUGGUCGAUCGACGCAACUACCAUUUGUUCCAGCCAUUGCUCUACCAGGUAGCCACCGGAGGGCUUUCACCGGCCAACAUUGCCGGCCCCAUGCGAUCCAUUCUUCGUCGACAGCAGAACGUGACCGUACUGCUGGAAGAAUUGCUCGACUUCGACCCGACGAACAAAGAGAUUGUCACCAACGAAGGUCGCAUCGAGUACGACACCCUCGUGGUGGCCGCCGGCGUAACGCAUAGCUACUUCGGUCACGAUGAAUGGGAAUCAAUCGCCCCAGGUCUGAAGACGAUUGACGAUGCGACUGCCAUUCGCGGGCGCAUUCUCUCGGCGUUCGAGCAAGCUGAAGCCGAACGCGAUCCGGAACUGCGCAAGCAGCAUCUCACAUUUGUCAUCGUCGGAGCCGGCCCAACCGGGGUUGAACUGGCCGGUGCCCUGGCCGAGCUCUCGAGGCACUCGUUGAAGCACGACUUUCGCAAUAUCAACCCGUCCGAUGCUCGGAUUAUCGUUGUCGAUGCCGCUCCCGGGGUCCUUACCACCUACCCUGAAGAAUUAUCUAGCAAGGCAUGCGGCUUCCUGAAACGCCUGGGUGUGGAAGUCCACACUUCGGCCAUGGUCACCGACCUGCAGCCGGGCCAAGUCACGCUGAAGAAGGACGACACCACUGAGGUAAUCAAAGCAGCAACCGUGCUUUGGGCUGCCGGAGUGCAAUCGACCCCGCUGGCUGCCAAGCUGGCAAAGGCCACUGGGGCCCAGACCGAUCGUGCUGGCAGGCUACAUGUGGAGCCCAAUCUUUCUCUGUCGGGCCACGAGAAUAUCUUUGUGAUUGGCGACAUGGCCAAUUGCACAGGUCCAGAUGAUAAACCGCUGCCGGGUGUGGCCCCCGUAGCAAUUCAGCAGGGAGAUUAUGUCGCCAAGCUGAUACAACGGCGGCUCGAGGGGAAGAACCUACCGCCGUUCGCGUACCACAACCGAGGAAACAUGGCCACCGUAGGGCGAGCUGCGGCCAUUGCAGAGAUCGGUCGCUUCCGCUUCGCCGGGUUCGUGGCCUGGCUGCUGUGGCUGUUCGUGCACCUGAUGCAGAUCGUGCAAUUCCAAAAUCGCCUGCUGGUGCUAAUCCAAUGGUCGUGGCGUUAUUUCACGCAUAGCCGGCCCGCGCGGCUCAUCACAGUCGAAGCAGGCCGUCGCCAAGCGUCGCAUGACGCCGAGGUCUAA